Trematomus bernacchii (emerald rockcod) is the source of this 15588-nucleotide messenger RNA. It is a transcript of the gene ryr3, whose product is annotated as ryanodine receptor 3. Bases 49 to 14604 code for a protein of 4851 amino acids. Gene Ontology annotation, biological process: intracellular calcium ion homeostasis; calcium ion transmembrane transport. Gene Ontology annotation, cellular component: Z disc; calcium channel complex; smooth endoplasmic reticulum. The transcript is spliced from 106 exons. Gene Ontology annotation, molecular function: ryanodine-sensitive calcium-release channel activity; protein binding. The record is from RefSeq and is a predicted model, not a curated record. Lineage: Eukaryota; Metazoa; Chordata; Actinopteri; Perciformes; Nototheniidae.
CGGCAGUCAGUGGUGGCUUCCAGAGUCUGAGCAGGCUCCUUCACAGCUAUGGCUGAAGGCGGAGAAGGUGAAGACGAAAUCCAGUUCUUGAGAACUGAUGAUGAGGUGGUGCUCCAGUGUGUGGCCACCAUCCAGAAGGAGCAUCGCAAGUUUUGCCUGGCUGCCGAGGGACUGGGAAACCGUGUGUGUUAUCUGGAAUCCACUUCAGAAGCUAAGUAUGUUCCUCCAGACCUGUGUGUGUGUAACUUUGUGUUGGAGCAGUCCCUGUCGGUGCGGGCUCUGCAGGAGAUGCUGGCUAAGACUGGGUCGAACAGUGAAGGGGCGGGUCAGGGGGGUGGACACCGGACCUUGCUCUACGGUCAUGCCAUCCUACUUCGCCACUCCUUCAGUGAUAUGUACCUGACCUGUUUGAAAACAUCGAGGUCUCUGACAGACAAGCUGUCAUUUGAUGUCGGCUUACAAGAAGAUUCGAUAGGAGAGGCCUGCUGGUGGACCAUCCACCCUGCGUCCAAGCAGAGAUCCGAGGGAGAGAAGGUCCGCAUCGGAGACGACCUGAUCCUAGUCAGCGUGUCCACAGAGAGAUACCUGCACCUCUCUAACGCCAAUGGACACGCCCAGGUGGACGCGUCCUUCAUGCAGACCCUGUGGAACGUCCAGCCCACCUGCUCUUCAGGCAACGUGGCUGUAGGUUAUUUGACUGGUGGACAUGUGAUGCGUCUUUGUCAUGGGCAUGAUGAGAGCCUGUCCAUCCCUGGAGCAAACAAGAGUGAGGAGGAGCAGAGGAUAGUCAACUAUGAAGCGGGGAAGGGAGCGUCAAGAGCUCGCUCUCUUUGGAGACUGGAGCCUCUCAGGAUCAGCUGGAGCGGCAGCCACAUCCGCUUCGGUCAGGCCUUCAGGCUCCGCCACCUCGCGACCGGUCAUUACCUGGCCAUGACGGAGGACCCCGGACUGGUCCUGCAGGACAGGGAGAGGUCCGACACCACGGCCACUUCCUUCUGCUUCAGGCCCUCCAAGGAAAAAGGCGAGGUGGGCCCAAAGAGAGACAUCGAUGGCAUGGGGGUGCCGGAGAUCAAGUACGGAGACUCUAUGUGCUUCGUCAUGCACGUAGCGACGGGACUGUGGCUGUCCUACCUGGCGCCUGAUGCCAAAUCAUCUCGUCUGGGACCCCUGAAAAGAAGGGCCUGCCUGCACUCUGAGGGCCACAUGGACGACGGGCUCAUUCUGCAGCGCUGUCAGCAUGAGGAGUCUCGCGCUGCUCGCAUCAUCCGCAACAGCACAUUCCUCUUCGCCAACUUUAUCAAGGCUUUGGACAGCAUUGCGGAGGGCGAGUCCAAGGCGGUUGCGGGAUAUGUUGAAGAGGUGCUGCAGACGCUCAACGACCUGAUCGAGUAUUUCAAACAGCCCGAUUCAGAGCUGGAGCACGAGGAGAAGCAGUGUCUCCUCCGUUCACUCAUCAAACGCCAAGACCUCUUCAAAGAUGAGGGCAUGCUGUCCCUCCUGUCUAAAUGCAUUGACCGGAUGAACCUGUACAACAGCGCUGCCCACUUUGCAGAGGUGGCUGGGGAGAAGGCCGGCACAGCGUGGAAGGACAUCCUCAACCUCCUCUAUGAACUCCUGGCCGCACUGAUCCGUGGGAACAGGAACAACUGCACCCAAUUUUCCCGCAACUUGGACUGGUUGGUCAGCAAACUGGAGAGACUGGAAUCUUCAUCAGGGAUCCUGGAAGUCCUCCACUGUAUCCUGGUGGAAAGUCCGGAGGCUCUGAACAUCAUUCAGAGAGGUCACAUUCAAUCCAUAAUCUCUCUGCUUUACAAGAAUGGACGCAACUACAAGAUUCUGGAUGUCCUCUGUUCCCUCUGUGUUUGUAACGGGGUUGCAGUGAGAGCCAAUCAGAAUCUGAUCUGUGACAACCUGCUUCCCAAGAGAGACCUGCUGCUUCAAACUCGACUCGUCAAUGAUGUUCAGAGUAUGAGGCCGAACAUCUUCCUGGGUGUGGCUGAAGGUUCAGCUCAGUAUAAGAAGUGGUAUUUUGAGCUGGUGAUCGACCAGGUGGACCACUUUGUAACCGGAGAGCCGACCCACCUGAGAGUGGGCUGGGCCAACACUAAAGGCUACGCUCCGUACCCCGGGGGAGGAGAGGGGUGGGGCGGCAACGGUGCUGGAGACGACCUGUACUCCUACAGCUUUGAUGGACUUCAUCUCUGGUCAGGCCGAAUCCCCAGGGCCGUGGCCUCCAUUAACCAGCACCUGCUGAACUCAGACGACGUGGUGAGCUGCUGUCUGGAUCUGGGCGCUCCCAGCAUGUCCUUCAGGAUCAACGGGCAGCCUGUCCAGGGCAUGUUCGAAGACUUCAACACCGACGGCUUCUUCUUCCCCGUCGUCAGCUUCUCUGCAGGUGUCAAGGUCCGUUUCCUGUUGGGUGGACGUCACGGAGAUUUCAAGUUCCUGCCGCCCGCUGGUUACUCCCCCUGCUACGAGGCGCUGCUGCCCAAAGAGAAGAUGCAUGUGGAGCCUGUGAAGGACUACAAGAGGGACCAUGACGGGGUCCGUGACCUGCUGGGGACCACCAAGUUCCUCUCUCAGGCCUCCUUCAUCCCCACUCCUGUUGACACCAGCCAGAUUGUUCUUCCCCCUCACCUGGACAACGUCCGGGACAAGCUGGCAGAAAACAUCCACGAGCUGUGGGGGAUGAACAAGAUCGAACUGGGCUGGACCUAUGGCAAGGUCCGUGAUGACAACAAGAGGCAGCACCCAUGCCUUGUUGAUUUUGGAAAGCUGCCUGAAACUGAAAGGAACUACAACGUGCAGAUGUCUAGUGAAACACUUAAGACCCUGUUGGCUCUUGGCUGCCAUGUUGCUCAGGCUUUUGCGAAUGCUGAGGACGAUCUGAAGAAAGUCAAACUUCCCAAAGACUACAUGAUGUCUAAUGGAUAUAAGCCUGCGCCACAGGACCUCUCUGACGUGAAACUGAAUGCAGGUCAGGAGGUUCUGGUUGAUAAACUGGCCGAGAAUGCACACAACGUGUGGGCCAAAGACAGAAUUAAACAAGGAUGGACCUAUGGCAUCCAGCAGGAUUUAAAGAGCAGGCGCAAUCCUCGCCUGGUGCCGUACGCUUUACUGGACGAGCGCACGAAGAAAUCUAACAGAGACAGCUUGAGAGAGGCUAUCAGGACUAUGGUUGGAUAUGGAUAUGACAUCGACCCCCCAGACCAGGAGGCUCUCCACACGCUGGAUGAUCAGAACAUCGAGACCAUCCGCUUCUUCCGUGUGGAGCAGACGUACGCCUUGAAGACGGGGAAGUGGUACUUUGAGUUUGAGGCGCUGAGUGGAGGAGACAUGAGGGUGGGCUGGGCCAGACCCGGCUGCAGGCCCGAUGUGGAGCUGGGGACGGACAACCAGGCCUUCGUGUUCGAUGGAUACAGGGGUCGUCGAAUGCACGCAGGAAGCCGCUACUUUGGACAACCUUGGAAAAUGGGCGACGUGGUCGGUUGCAUGAUCAACAUGGAGGACAAAUCCAUGAUUUUCACCCUGAACGGAGAGCUCCUGAUCACCAGCAAGGGCUCUGAGCUCUGCUUCACCGACUUUGAGACGGAGGACGGUUUCAUCCCUGUGUGCAGUAUGGGCAUCGGACAGGUGGGACACAUGAACCUGGGAAAGGACGCCAGUACUUUCAAGUACUACACCAUGUGUGGACUCCAGGAGGGCUUCGAGCCCUUUGGUGUGAACAUGAACAGAGCCAUCACCAUGUGGUUCAGCAAGCGCCUUCCUACCUUUGUCAACAUACCCAAAGAACACCAGCAUAUCAAGGUGACGAGGAUCGACGGGACAGUAGACAACCCUCCCUGCCUCAAGGUCACCCACAAGACGUUCGGCACGCAGAACAGCAACAGUGACAUGACCUACUGCAGACUGAGCAUGCCUGUGGACUUCUACUCUGCAGACAAGAUACUGGACGAGUCUCUGAAACUCAGCCAUCUUCCAAAAGAAGAUGGAACUGUUGACUUUGGAAACAACACAACUUACUACCACUCAGUGAGAGUGUUUGCCGGACAGGACCCCGCCUCAAUUUGGGUGGGCUGGGUCACACCGGACUAUCAUUUCUAUAGCAAAGACUUCAGCCUCAACAAGAUGCGGAGAGUCACCGUCACCCUGGGAGACGAGAGAGGGCGGGUACAUGAGAGUGUGCAGAGGAGUAACUGCUACAUCGUGUGUGGAGCGGACGCCAUCGACCCGUCCUCCUCCAGCCGCUCCAACUCUGACCUGGAGAUCGGCUGUCAGAUCGACCUGGCCACUGGCCUCGUCUCCUUCACUGCCAACGGCAAGGAGCUGUCCACAUCAUAUCAGGUGGAGCCAAAUACUAAGCUGUUCCCAGCUGUGUUCGUACGCCCCACCAGUGCAAACCUCUUCCAGUUUGAAUUUGUCAAGAUCAAGGAUGCAAUGCCGCUCUCGUCUGCCAUAUUUAAGAGCGAGAGCAGGAACCCGGUGCCGCAGUGCCCGCCGCGCAUGGAUGUGCAGACCAUCGUGUCCGUGCUGUGGAGCCGCAUGCCGAACACCUUCCUCAGGGUGGAGGUGGCUCGGGUCAGCGAGAGGCACGGCUGGGUGGUGCAGUGUCUGGAGCCGCUGGAGAUGUUGGCCGUACAUAUUCCUGAGGAGAACAGGUGUUUGGACAUCCUGGAGUUAUCUGAGCUUGAAGGCCUGAGAAAGUUCCACUACCACACUCUGAAGCUGUACAGUGCCCUCUGUGCGCUGGGAAACACGCGCGUUGCUCACGCCCUCUGCAGCCACUUGGACCAAUCACAGCUGCUCUACACCAUCGACAACCAGUACCUGUCUGGCAUGCUGAGGGAGGGCUUCUACAAUGUCCUCAUCAGCAUCCAUCUUGAAACGGCAAAGGAGGCUCGCCUAAUGAUGAACAACGAGUUCAUCAUCCCUGUGACCGCGGAGACUCGCUCCAUCAAACUGUUCCCUGACGAGUCCAAGCGGCACUCGCUGCCUGGCGUGGACCUGAGCACCUCUCUCAAACCUCGAGUUAACUUCUCGCCCGUCGGCAUCAUCAACACGAGGCGGCAGCAGUACCUGUACAGCCCGGAGAUCCCUCUGGGCAGCCUGAAGGAAAAGGCCAUCAGCAUGCUCACCGAGGCCGUGCAGGGCGGAGGAACGCACAUCCGAGACCCGGUGGGCGGCAGCGUGGAGUACCAGUUCGUCCCCAUCCUGAAGCUGACAGGAACGCUGUUAACCAUGGGAGUCCUGACCAGCGAGGAGGUGAGGAUAAUUCUCCUCCUGAUCGCUCCCAACGUGUUCGGAGAGGCCAAGGAGGGCGAGGACGCCAAGGGGGACCAGGUGGCCGUGGCGGGGGAGAAAGAGGAAGUGAGCAAGAACGAGGAGAAGGCUGUGGAGGCGGGAGAGGACGAGACUAAAGACAGCAAACCGCUCAUCAAAGGUCUGCUGGCAAAGUCCCUGCCCGAGCCCGUCAAACGCCAGAUGUGCGAGCUGCUGCACUACUUCUGUGACUGUGAGCUGAAGCACCGCAUCGAGUCCAUCGUGUCCUUCUCAGACGACUUCGUGUCCAAGCUGCAGUACAACCAGAAGUUCCGCUACAACGAGCUGAUGCUGGCGUUUGAAAUGUCCGCCGCCGUCACUGCCAAGAAGACCAAAGAGUUUCGUUCACCCCCACAUGAGCAGAUCAAUAUCCUGCUGAAUUUCAGUGCAGGGGAGGACUGCCCCUGUCCGGAGGAGAUCCAGGAAGAACUCAACAUCUUCCAUGAAGAAUUGCGACUGCACUGUGGAAUUCCCAUAGAGGAGGAAGAGGAAGAGCAGGACACUUCGAUAAAAGGCCGUCUGCUCGCUUUGCUCUACAAGAUCAAAGGUCCGCCCCAGAAACCUGAGGCAGAACCCACUGAGCAGGAACAGGCCGCUCCCACCAACCUGAAGGAGCUGAUCUCUCAGACCAUAACCAGCUGGGCUCAGGAGUCUCACAUCCAGGAUCCAGAGCUGGUCCGAGUGAUGUUCAGCCUGCUCAGGAGGCAGUACGACGGCAUCGGGGAGCUGCUCCGGACCAUGAGGAAGUCCUACACCAUCAGUGCCGCCUCCGUGCAGGAUGCUAUCAACCUGUUGGUGUCUCUGGGUCAAAUCAGGUCUCUGCUGUCAGUACGCAUGGGCAAAGAAGAGGAGAAACUCAUGAUUGAUGGACUUGGUGACAUCAUGAACAACAAAGUUUUCUACCAACAUCCCAACCUGAUGAGAGUGCUGGGCAUGCACGAGACCGUCAUGGAGGUCAUGGUCAACGUGCUGGGAGGAGACAAGUUGCAGGAGAUCGCCUUUCCCAAGAUGGUGGCCAGCUGUUGUCGCUUCUUGUGCUACUUCUGUCGUAUUAGCCGGCAGAACCAGAAAGCCAUGUUUGACCACCUGGGCUACCUGCUGGAGAACAGCAGCGUGGGGCUGGCUUCUGAAGCCAUGCGGGGCUCCACUCCACUGGAUGUAGCAGCUUCUUCAGUGAUGGACAACAACGGCCUGGCUCUGGCCCUGGAGGAGCCGGAUCUGGAGAAGGUGGUGACAUACCUGGCAGCCUGUGGUCUUCAGAGUUGUGCCAUGCUUCUUGCUAAGGGUUACCCAGACCUCGGCUGGAACCCUAUAGAGGGAGAGCGCUUCCUGUCCUUCCUGAGGUUCGUCGUCUUCUGCAAUGGUGAGAGUGUGGAGGAGAAUGCUAACGUGGUGGUGAAGCUGCUGAUCAGACGUCCCGAGUGUUUCGGCCCCGCCCUCAGGGGAGAGGGAGGUCAGGGUUUGCUCGCCGCCAUGCAGGAGGCCAUCAAGAUUUCCGAUAAUCCCGCCCUCGACCUGCCCGAGAGCGCCGCCGGCGUCAAUAAUGGUUCUGGUGAGGAAGAAGGAGAAGUUAUUCACAUGGGCAACGCCAUCAUGUCCUUCUACUCGGCUCUUAUUGACCUGCUGGGACGCUGCGCUCCAGAGAUGCAUCUUAUCAAUGCAGGUAAAGGUGAGGCGCUGCGUAUCCGAGCCAUCCUGCAGUCCCUGGUUCCAACGACAGACCUGGUGGGGAUCAUCAGCAUCCCGCUCAACAUGCCUGUGCUUAAUAAAGAUGGCACGGUAAUGACAGAACCCGACAUGUCGGCCUGUUUCUGUCCGGACCACAAGGCCCCCAUGGUGCUCUUCCUGGAGAGAGUGUACGGCAUCGAGGACCAGAGCUUCCUGCUCCAGAUGUUGGAGGUCGGCUUCCUGCCUGACCUCCAAGCCUCUGCGUCUCUGGACACGGAGCUGUUGAGCACCACGGAGACGGCGUUGGCCAUGAACCGGUACAUCGGCUCGGCCCUGCUGCCUCUGCUCACCCGCUGCGCCGCUCUGUUCAGCAGCACGGAGCACUACGCUCAGCUGAUCGACUCCACGCUGCAGACCAUCUACCGGCUGUCCAAAGGACGCUCGCUCACCAAAGCCCAAAGGGACGCCAUCGAGGAGUGUCUGCUGGCUAUCUGCAUGCACCUACGUCCCUCCAUGAUGCAGCAGCUGCUCAGACGGCUGGUGUUCGAUGUUCCCAUGCUCAGUGAAUACUGCCAGAUACCUCUCCGGCUUCUGACCAACCACUACGAGCAGAACUGGAAGUACUACUGCCUUCCUUCUGGGAUGAUCAACUGUGGCGUUUCCUCCGAGGAAGAGCUCCUUCUAACCAAGAAACUCUUCUGGGGAAUCUUUGACUCCCUUUCUCAGAAGAAAUAUGAUGCUGACCUUUUCAAGAUAGCCACAUUAUGCCUGUGUGCCAUCGCUGGAGCCUUACCGCCUGACUUUGUGGAUACUAGUUUUGGAGCAACACUGGAGAAACAGGCACCAGUGGAUGCAAAGGGCAACUUUGAUCCCAAACCCAUCAACACUGCCAAUAUUUCCCUUCCUGAAAAACUUGAGUCCAUUGCCAACAAAUAUGCAGAGCAUUCCCAUGACAAAUGGUCCUCAGAUAAGGUGUCAGCAGGCUGGAAACAAGGAGACAGUCUGGACGAUCAGGCUAAAACUCAUCCACUGCUGAAGCCUUACAAAGCGCUGAGUGAGAAGGAGAGAGAAACGUACCGCUGGCCAGUGAAGGAGUCUCUGAAGAGCAUGCUGGCUAUGGGCUGGAACAUCGAGCGGUCCAAGGAAGGAGAGUCCGUGAUCCAACAACGAGAGAGUGAAAAACGAAAGACCCCCGACUCUCAGAAUGAUGGAUUCAGUCCUGCUCCAAUGGAUUUGAACAAUGUCACUUUGUCAAGAGAGCUACAGGGCAUGGUGGAGGUGGUUGCAGAAAACUACCACAACAUCUGGUCCAAGAAGAAGAAAUCUGAACUUGUUAGCAAAGGAGGAGGGAGCCACCCGCUGCUGGUUCCCUAUGACACCCUGACUGCUAAAGAGAAGUACAGAGACAGAGAGAAGGCCCAGGAGCUCUUCAAGUUCCUGCAGAUCAGCGGCUAUGCCAUCAUGAGAGAUCAGAAGGACGUGGGUCAGGACUCAUCAUCCAUGGAGAAGCGUUUUACAUACAAGCUCCUCAAAACGCUGCUGAAGUACGUCGACUCUGCCCAGGAGUUCAUCGCUCAUCUGGAGGCCAUGGCCACCAGUGGGAAGACGGACAAAUCGCCUCAUGACCAGGAAAUCAAGUUCUUUGCCAAGGUGUUGCUUCCUCUGAUAGAUCAAACUUUCAAGAACCACUGUCUCUACUUCCUGUCCACGGCCAGCAACAACCUGAGCAGCUGCGGCUGUGCCUCCAACAAAGAGAAGGAGAUGCUCACCAGCCUGUUCUGUAAGCUGGCACUUCUUGUCAGACACAGGAUUUCUCUCUUUGGAAGUGACUCUGCAAUGAUGGUGAGCUGUCUGCACAUCCUCUCUCAAACAGUCGACACCAGAACGGUGAUGAAGUCCGGCUCAGAGUUGGUCAAAGCCAGCUUCAAGACUUUCUUUGAGAACGCGGCGGAGGACCUGGAGAAGCUGGUGGAGAUGCUCAAGCUGGGGAAGUUCAUGCAGUCCCGGGCUCAGUUGAAGAGCGUCACGCAGAGCAUCAACUACGUGACUGUGGCGCUGCUGCCCAUCCUCACCGCCCUGUUCGAGCACAUCACCACUUACGAGUUUGGAGUGGAUCUGCUCUUGAAUGAUGUGCAGCUGUCCUGUUACCGGAUCUUGGCCAGUUUCUACUGUCUGGGAACGGGAAAGAGCGUCUUUGUGGAGAAGCAUCUUCCUGCGCUGGGGGAGAGUCUGGCGACACUGGUGGCCGCGAUGCCUGUGGCGUUCCUGGAGCCUCAACUCAACGCUCACAACCCAAUGUCUGUGUUCAACACCAAGACCCCCCGAGAGAGAGCCAUCCUGAGUAUGCCGGACACGGUGAUGGAGAUGUGUCCGGAGAUGCCUCGCCUUGAAGGACUGCUGAAAGACGUCAGCGAUGUCUCAGAGUCCGGUGCUCGCUACUCCGACAUGCCACAGGUCAUUGAGGUGAUCCUUCCCAUGCUGUGUAACUAUCUGUCAUACUGGUGGGAGAAGGGUCCGGAAAACUCCUCUUCAGAUGCCCAGUGCUGCACUAUGGUGACCUCUGAACACCUCAGCAUCAUCCUGGCAAACAUCCUCAAGAUCCUCAACAACAACCUGGGUAUCGAUGACGCCCCCUGGAUGAAGAGGAUUGCAGUCUACUCUCAGCCAAUCAUCUGCAAGGCGGGAGCUCAUCUGCUGAGAACCCACUUCCUGCCCACCUUGGAGAAAUUGAGGAACAAGACGGUGAAGGUUGUGGGUGAAGAGGAGCUGCUGAAGGCCGACAGUAAAGGUGACACCCAGGAGGCCGAGCUGCUCAUCCUGGAUGAGUUUGCCGUGCUCUGCAGAGACCUCUACGCCUUCUACCCCAUGCUCAUCCGUUACGUGGACAACAACAGGUCCAGGUGGCUGAAGGAGCCGGAUGCAGACUCCACUGAGCUCUUCAGGAUGGUGGCUGAGAUCUUCAUCCUCUGGUGCAAGUCCCAUAACUUCAAACGUGAGGAGCAAAACUUUGUGGUUCAGAAUGAGAUCAACAAUCUGGGCUUCCUGACUGGAGAGGGCAAGGCGAAGAUGUCCAAGUCAGGAGGCGACCAGGAGAGGAAACACAAGCGGCGCCGCGGCGAGUAUUACUCCGUCCAGACGUCGCUGAUCGUCGCGGCCCUGAAGAAGCUGCUGCCCAUCGGCCUCAACAUGUGCACGCCCGGAGACCAGGAGCUCAUCUCCCUCGCCAAGAUACGCUACAGUCUGAAAGAAACAGAUGACGAGGUGAAGGAACACUUGCGCCUGAAUUUCCAUCUCCAGGACAAGUGUGAAGACCCGGCGGUCCAGUGGCAGAUGAACCUGUACAAAGACGUGGUGGUGAAGAGCGAGGAACCCGCUAACUUAGAACACACCGUGGACCGAGUGCAGAGCAUCUCAGCUGCUGUCUUCCACCUGGAGCAGGUGGAGCAGCCUCUGAGGAAUAAGAAGCUUGUGUACCAUAAGCUGUUGUCUAAACAGCGUAAGCGUGCUGUGGUGGCCUGUUUCCGGAUGGCUCCUCUCUACAAUCUACCUAGGCAUCGCGCUAUCAACUUCUUCAUCCCGGCCUAUCAGAGACUUUGGAUAGAGGCAGAGGAAUACUCCUUUGAGGAGAAGCUAGUUCAGGAUCUGGCAAAAACCCCGAUGAAAAUUGUGGAGGAAGAGGAAGAGGAGGUGGCUGAGGUCCAACCAGACCCUCUCCACCAACUCAUCCUCCACUUCAGCCACAACGCUCUGACAGAGAGAAGUUACUUGGAAGAAGACCCUUUGUAUAUAGCGUAUGCAGACAUGAUGGCGAAGAGCUGUGCAGAGGAUGAUGAGGAGGAAGAAGAAGAGGAAGUAGAAGGGAAAGAAAAGACUUUUGAGGAAAAAGAGAUGGAAAAGCAGAAGAUCCUGUAUCAGCAGAUGAGGCUGCACGCCCGCGGGGCCGCAGAGAUGGUGCUGCAGAUGAUCAGCGCCAGUAAAGGUCGUUUGGGCCCCAUGGUGACCUGCACCCUCAAACUGGGAAUAUCCAUCUUAAAUGGCGGCAAUGUGCAAGUGCAGCAGAAAAUGCUGGAUUACCUGAAAGAGAAAAGAGAUGCAGGCUUUUUCAAGGGCCUCUCAGGACUGAUGCAGUCUUGCAGUGUCUUGGACUUGAAUGCAUUUGAGAGGCAGAACAAAGCAGAAGGACUUGGCAUGGUGUCAGAAGAAGGUUCAAUCAACAAUCAGCAGGGUUCCAAAGUGCUACAAAAUGAUGAGUUUACUAAAGAUCUGUUCCGGUUUUUGCAACUUCUUUGUGAGGGCCACAAUGGAGAUUUCCAGAAUUUCCUGAGAACACAAACUGGAAACACAACCACGGUCAACAUCAUCAUCAGCACCGUUGACUAUCUGCUCCGUCUUCAGGAAUCGAUCAGUGACUUCUACUGGUACUACUCUGGCAAAGAUGUCAUGGAUGAGACUGGAAGACUAAACUUCUCCAAAGCUUUAUCUGUUGCCAAACAGAUAUUCAACUCACUGACUGAGUACAUUCAGGGCCCGUGUAUUGGGAACCAGCAGAGUUUAGCUCACAGCAGAUUGUGGGACGCAGUUGUGGGCUUCUUGCAUGUUUUUGCCAACAUGCAAAUGAAGCUUUCUCAGGACGCCAGUCAGAUUGAGCUGUUGAAGGAGCUGAUGGAUUUACAGAAGGAUAUGGUGGUCAUGUUGCUGUCUCUGCUAGAGGGUAACGUGGUGAAUGGAAUGAUUGGAAAGCAGAUGGUGGACACCCUGGUGGAGUCUUCCAGUAACGUGGAGAUGAUCCUCAAGUUCUUCGACAUGUUCCUCAAACUGAAGGACCUGACGUCCUCUGACACCUUCAAAGAGAACGACCCUGAGUUUAAGGGCAUUAUUUCAAAGAAGGAGUUCCAGAAGUCAAUGGAGUCUCAGAUGCAGUACAGCCAGACGGAGAUUGAGUUCCUGCUCUCGUGCGCGGAGGCCGACGAGAAUGACAUGUUCAACUACAUUGACUUUGUGGAGCGUUUCCACGAGCCGGCCAAAGAUAUCGGCUUCAACGUGGCGGUGCUGCUGACCAACCUGUCGGAACACAUGCCGCACGACUCCAGACUCGCCACCUUCUUAGACCUGGCGGGGAGCGUACUCAGCUACUUCGAGCCCUAUCUGGGUCGUAUUGAAAUCAUGGGUAGCGCAAAGCGGAUCGAGAGGGUUUACUUCGAGAUCAGCGAGUCGAGCCGCGAGCAGUGGGAGAAGCCGCAGGUCAAAGAGUCCAAGCGCCAGUUCAUCUUUGACGUGGUCAACGAGGGCACGGAGAGCGAGAAGAUGGAGAUGUUUGUCAAUUUCUGUGAGGACACCAUUUUUGAGAUGCAGCUGGCCUCGCAGAUCUCCGAGCCGGAUGUGGUGGAACAACCGGAGGAGGAGGAAGAGGACGAUGCACACAGCCUCCUGGACGAGCUGGGUGGAGAGGAAGAGGGCGCCCUGGAGUCUGCCUCAGCCUUCACCACCGCAUGCCGCUCGGUCAAGAGGAAGAUCUCCAACGUACGUCAAACAUUAUCCGUUAAAAACUUCUCCAAGCAGUUCAAGAAAAUCAAGAAGCUGAGCAUCAAGGAGAUCAUCACCAGCUUCUUCUCCUUCUUCUGGAUGCUCUUCACCGGCUUCUUCAAGGGAAUCUACGGACUCAUCUUCGGGUUCUUCCACGUCAUCUGGUCCUCCAUGUUUGGCGGUGGCCUGGUUGAGGGGGCUAAGAACAUAAAGGUGACGGACAUCCUCGGGAACAUGCCCGACCCAACCCAGUUUGGUAUACACGGAGAUGCGAUUGAAGGAGAGAAAGUGGAGGCCAUAGAGUCGUCGGGAGGUUUAGAGACGGCCAUGGCACCUGCAGGAGACACAACAGAAAUGGACAGCAUGCUGGAGAUGCUGUCCGCUCCCAAGAAGGAAGGAGGGAAACAUGUGGAGCUCGGCCUGGGUGACUUUUCUGAGCUGAGCGCAGAGAUCUCCACUUCUGAACACAAGAAGAAAGCUGCUGCUAAGCCUGUUGAAGCCCCCGAGAACGAACCGGAGAAAGCAGACUCAGAGAACCAGGAGAAGGAGGACAAGCCAAAGAAGGAGGAGGUGGAGGUGAAGGAGCCGGUGGCGGAGGAGAAGCCCAAAGCCAAAGCGAGUCCCCCCAAAGACGCGUCUCCGUCCUUCAUGCUGAGCAUCUUCGCUUUUCUGAAAAUCUUCAUCACCAAGAUGCUGAACUUGCUGGCUCGUAACUUCUACAACGUGCGUUUCCUGGCUCUGUUUGUGUGUUUCGCCAUCAACUUCAUUCUUCUCUUCUACAAGGUCACUGGUGAAGCUGAGGUAGAUGAGGAGGACACCUGGGACGGCGAUGAAGAUAAUGAUGAGGAGAACACAUUUUUCGACAUGGAUGAGUUUGUCCUGCAGGAGAGCUCCGGCUACAUGUUACCCACGCUGCGCUUCCUCGCUGUUUUCCACACCGUCAUCUCACUCGUCUGUCUCUUCGGGUACUGCUUCCUCAAGGUUCCUCUGGUGGUGUUCAAGAGGGAGAAGGAGAUUGCGAGGAAGCUUGAAUUCGACGGUCUCUACAUCACCGAGCAGCCGUCUGACGAGGACAUCAAGGGCCAGUGGGAUCGACUCGUCAUCAACACCCCGUCUUUCCCCAGCAACUACUGGGACAAGUUCAUCAAGCGCAAGGUGAUCAAUAAAUAUGGAGACAUGUACGGAGCCGAGCGCAUCGCUGAGCUGUUGGGCCUGGAUAAGAGCGCUCUGGACUUUGACCCCACUGUGGAGACUGUAGAGAAUGAAGCCUCCCUGCUCUCCUGGCUGAGCUCCAUCGAUACUAAGUACCACAUCUGGAAGAUGGGAGUGGUUCUGACUGACAAUUACUUCCUGUAUCUGAUCUGGUACUCCACCAUGUCCAUUUUCGGACACUUCAACAACUUCUUCUUCGCUGCCCAUCUUCUGGACAUCGCCAUGGUCUUCAAGUCGCUCCAAACCAUCCUGUCUUCUGUCACUCACAACGGCAAGCAGCUUAUGCUGACCGUGGGUCUGCUGGCCGUGGUCGUCUAUCUCUACACCGUGGUGGCCUUCAACUUCUUCAGGAAGUUCUACAACGGGGGGGAUGAGGACGAGCCCGACAUGAAGUGUGACGACAUGUUGACGUGCUACUUGUUCCACAUGUACGUGGGUGUGAGAGCUGGAGGCGGUAUCGGCGACGAGUUGGAGGACCCAGCUGGAGACCCCUACGAGCUUUACCGCAUCAUGUUUGACAUCACCUUCUUCUUCUUCGUCAUCGUCAUCCUGCUCGCCAUCAUUCAGGGUUUGAUCAUUGAUGCCUUUGGAGAGCUAAGAGACCAGCAGGAGCAGGUGAAGGAGGACAUGGAGACUAAGUGCUUCAUCUGUGGCAUCGGGAACGAUUACUUUGACCGGACGCCUCACGGGUUCGAGACCCACACCUUACAAGAACACAACCUCGCGAACUACCUGUUCUUCCUGAUGUACCUGAUCAACAAGGAUGAGACUGAACACACGGGUCAGGAGUCCUAUGUGUGGAAGAUGUACCAGGAGAGAUGCUGGGACUUCUUCCCGACUGGAGACUGCUUCAGGAAGCAGUACGAGGACCAGCUGGGUUAGAGAGGAUCAGCCUCUCUGCUCUCCUCUAACUGAAAGAGACACUGAGCUUGACUUGCCCCUGUUACCAGAACCUGAACACUCGCUGGACUUUCUCUGCUGCCAUGGUGUUGAGAAAAAAAUAGUCAUUCAUUUUGAAUUCACAAAAGAUCAUGUCUAGAAAAAUGAUUUUAAGACGUGCGACUGGACAUUUCGGGUUUGUGCAUCCUCUUCCUUGUUACCGAAAAGUCACUUGCCACGACGCCUCUUUUAUGCAAAUUAUUUUGAUUCACAUUGCCUUUUUCUUGCUUAACCCCAACCUCUUGCACAAUUUGUUGUGUGUAGACAUUUGAUACAUGCGAAGGGUUACAGCAUGACAACUGAAUGUUUGAAUAUGCACAAUUUCUAGAUUACCACCAGGAUGUUUGAGUCACUUGUUACCAAAGCACCUGAAUGGAUGUGUGCUGCUAGUGAUGAUCCUGCUAACAUCAAACCACACAGUGAGUGAGACCUGAUCUGCCUUUUCAAAUCUGUCCGAUGAAACGCUACAGAAGAUGGUUCUUCCAGGACCAGAGACGUCUCACUUAAGAUGUUUUAUCAAGUGCCGACGUGCCUUAAGAGAAACUAUGCAAAAAAACAUUUAUCAUUUUCGUCCCUCCUGACACAAGCAGUGGUUUAGAAUUAGCUCAAGCUAGUUUCGUGGCUUUUAAAACGAUUAAAUUAUUCAGAGAGAACAUUUAUUGUAUGAAAUUUAGAUCAUCCUUGUGUAAAUGUUGCUUGGUUUGAUUUCUAAGUGGUGGUGUCCUGCCCUCUUACAGUAGAAGGGCCCCAAAAAGAGAAAAAACAAAAAAAACUAAUCUUGGUUCAAGUAUUUAUUGACGACUAAACAGUUCACUGCUAUUGUAAUGACAUUUCUAUGUAUGUAGUAGCUUUGGUAAUCUGCAUUUCUUUUGAUGAGGGGGAGGAAAUGAAUAAAGAAGUUGACGCAAUAAAGCCCCGUGUCCCAUC